CGGAAGCCAACACUUUCACCCGUCCGAUCGUCCCACAAUCCAGGAUUCCGAGCAGAACUCGAGUCCUUCAGCAUUUUGUGACUGCUUUAACCAUCCUGUUAAAACAGGAAGAUUGUCAUGAGAGCUCUCCGUUUUACAUUUAGUACAAGAUUGGCGGUUAUGGAAAACAAUGCAGACUGAAAGAAUUGCAGUUGUGACUCAGGCCCAGUUUGCACAACAAUACAGAGAGUAUUUGGAGAAGAAUGGCUUCCUGGACACAGCCUGUCGUCUCCAGAAGCAACCCGAUGGUUCAGUCGCAUUGCCUGUGCUUUGCAAUAAACUCAGCCCUCUUCACCAUCUUAACCUGAGUGAGACUGUAGCUCCAGGAAGUACAUGCACUUUUACCGUGAUGAAGAACCCAAUAGCAUCCAAAAAGUCAUUGGUAAAAUCUUGCCACCAACGACUGCAAGAAGAGCUCGAUGCAUUAUUGAAACAACAGGGGGUCCUUUGGAGUGAAGAACUGCUUCGUGACCUACCUCAAGUAUGGAAGAGGCAUGGAGAUAUGAUUGUUCUGAGUGAAAAUGCAUUCCAAACAGAACUCUGGAAAACUUUGGAGCCAGAGUUGUGGCAGGUGGUUGCUAAUGCGCUAGGAGUAAAACGCAUUGCAAAGACGGGCAGAAUAUCUGCUGAUGGCUUUCGUACUCCAAAGGUUACUUUAUUGCUGGGAGACGAUGCCUGGGUCCAUCACGUUGACAAUGGCAUCAGAUACACAUUUGACAUUACCAAAUGCAUGUUCUCUUCUGGGAAUAUCACAGAAAAGCUACGUGUCAGCUCUUUUGACUGCAGAGGAGAGGUGGUUGUGGAUCUGUAUGCAGGAAUUGGAUAUUUUACACUACCAUUUCUGGUGUAUGCGGGCGCAGCGUUUGUUCACGCCUGUGAGUGGAAUCCACAUGCAGUUUCUGCAUUACUGAAGAACCUGGAACUAAAUAAAGUGUCAGAGCGCUGUAAGGUCCACAGUGGUGAUAAUCGGCAGCUUCUUCUGCAGAACGUGGCAGAUCGAGUGAACUUGGGUCUAAUUCCAAGUUCGGAAGAGGGAUGGCCUGUAGCUUGCCAAUUAUUGAAAAAGGAUCGAGGAGGGAUUUUGCAUAUCCACAAUAAUGUCAGCCUGUAUCCUGAGAAGAGAGGUGCACUGUUUAAUGUGAAGAAUAAUAAUGCAUGUUGUAGCAAGGAACAACAGCAAACUUUGACAGAAACAGUACCAGGUGGGAGCUACUCUGAAACUACAGUUCCAGAUAUCACAUAUGAGUUUCAAAAAUGUACCACUGAAGAGAACACACUUGGCUCAAGGUGCAAGGAAAAUAAGUCAAAAAUUCAAUCAAACUGUGGGACGUAUUAUGAAGAAAAGCUUUUUACUCAUCCUGAAUGGCAAUCUUGGGCAGAAUUGGUGGCAUUGAGAAUUAAGAGAAUGCUGGAAACUCACCAUAAAAGGCCAUGGUCCACAAAUAUCUUGCAUAUUGAGUGUGUGAAAUCUUAUGCCCCACACAUUGACCAUGUUGUACUGGAUUUGGAAUGUAGGCCAUGUGAUGAUGGUUAAUGUGAUUCAAGUACUCUUGUUUUCACAUAUAACUGAUAAUUCAAGAAGCUGGAGAAUCUGAAAGCACCUUAAAUAAAAUCAGCUCCCAGGCUGAAAUUUGUUUCUGACAUAUUGCAGAUUCUCUUUAAAAAUAAAAUUGCAAAUAUUAUGUUA
Hypanus sabinus (Atlantic stingray) is the source of this 1726-nucleotide messenger RNA. It is a transcript of the gene tyw2, whose product is annotated as tRNA methyltransferase 12 homolog. The record is from RefSeq and is a predicted model, not a curated record. The coding region runs from base 170 to 1573 and encodes 467 amino acids. NCBI's taxonomy places the organism in Eukaryota, Metazoa, Chordata, Chondrichthyes, Myliobatiformes, Dasyatidae. Gene Ontology annotation, molecular function: tRNA methyltransferase activity. The transcript is spliced from 8 exons. Gene Ontology annotation, biological process: tRNA methylation. Gene Ontology annotation, cellular component: cytoplasm.